Molecule: messenger RNA, 9274 nt
Organism: Parus major (Great Tit)
Lineage: Eukaryota; Metazoa; Chordata; Aves; Passeriformes; Paridae
Gene: ITPK1
Product: inositol-tetrakisphosphate 1-kinase
Exons: 10
Coding region: 1707-3095 (462 amino acids)
Biological process (GO): inositol trisphosphate metabolic process
Cellular component (GO): cytoplasm
Molecular function (GO): inositol-1,3,4-trisphosphate 6-kinase activity; ATP binding; inositol-3,4,5,6-tetrakisphosphate 1-kinase activity
Source: RefSeq, a predicted model, not a curated record
AAUAUACUUGUUCUGCCUGUCUGAAGUAAUACAAACCUGUUUGAAUGCUGUUCAGUGGCUGAAUGUUGCAUCUGCAUUGCUCAUAGAUCAUUGGAUCUCAAAGAAGAGCCAAUGUAGAUAUUACUUCAUCUUAAUAUUUUUCAGGGGCUCUUGGUUCACUUAGCCAUUCCAAUACAUGGUUCAAAAUUAAAAAGUUGUUAAAAUUUGUCUCCUUCUCAUUGGUGAUUUCUGUAAAGAAAUAUCAUUGGACCUUGUUGUUGAGGAUGCCAAGAUGUUUUAAAAAUUUUAAUUCAUUCAACUGCUGUUGUCUUUCAGACCUAUUUAGCUUAUUUUCAGUUCAUAUGCAGGGUAAGUUACUCAGUUUUUGCAAAACUAAGAUUUCAUCUUCUUGCAUUGACUUUCCUAAGUUGGUAACUUUAAUAUGUGGUGAAAAUAAAACUAUGAUUUGAAAAGCAAUGAGGAGAGGAGUAGUCAGUAGGCUGUGUACUGGUCCGGUGCAGAAGAGGCAGUGAUAGUGAUCAGCAUUGUUUUCUUGCUUGCAUUUUGUGGCUGCCUGAUUUCCAAGAAGGCCCUUGUAAUUCUGUAGAGCAAGCAGUUGCCAUUUUUCAAGUGCACAUGAAACCUGCCCAGGAAAACGAAAACUCUGGAAGCUGCAAAUAAAUUUGAGCUUGAACAUCAACCUGAUGAGGCUAAUGGGAAGGUUUACCUAACACAGAAAAUUUGGAAAAAAAAAAUCCCCAAAGUUGUGAACUAAAAAAAAAAAAAAAAAAAAAGAGAAAAAGUGAGAAAUUAUGACUUCUCUAAAGUGAUUAGUUUUCUUUCACACACAUCUGUAUGUUUACUGGGACUGGCUCUUCAGGAAGUCUGUGCUCCUUCUGGUUUAGUCUACGUAGUUUUACUUGUAUUAAACAUCUGAAAGGUUCAAAUGAUUGGCUGCUUGAGGGUUGUAUCAGCCAUGGUAACAGCUUGGUUUUGUCAUGCUUAUUUAAAAAUGAAAAGAUCAGGUAUGGUCUGCAGCCUUUUUUUCUAAAAGAAGCUGCUGUUCACCAUUGUACCGAGAAACUAUUUUUUUCCCUUCUAAAUGAGGCCUGGAUCUCCUAGGAGAUUUGAAGACUGCAUAGUUAUUUUCUGAAGUCUAGGAUCAUUUGAUGCUUCUUCUGAAAUAAUGUUUGAGAAAUAGCACCAUACCUCUUUCCAGUGACCAGCAAGCAGCACACCAUAGUGUUUCAGUCUUCCCUUACAGGUGAGGGUGUAGGUGUGUGAACCUCUGGCCUCAGAUCCCAUCCUAACAGUGAAAGUAGAGCAGUGUAAUCUAAACACUCCCAAGUGGAAAAAAAGGGGGCAGUUAAUUUGCUUUAGAAGGUCAGUAUUUUAAGGUGAGCUCUUGUAUGUCAGUUGUCUCAGUCACAGUACUGAAAACAGUAUGUCUGCAGAACACAGUGUGUUCAGAUAAUCUCUGGGUAUGUGAAGGUUUCAAGGAGUGCUCUCAUGGGAAAGAAUAAAAUGCCAAACCAGAAUGAAACCUUUAUAGACUGCAAGGUCCUAUGCCUCCUCUCCUGGCUGCUUUUCAAGUGGACAGCUGUGAGCCAUAUCUAAGAAAGAAGAUGGAUACGGCAAUCGGAGUGGACUGCCUGCUGUGAUGCUCUGAGCUGGACUGAGCACCCUUUCUGAUCCAAUACAAGGGUCAUGCAUGUACUUAAGUUGGGAUGCUGUUUCUAAUACUUCUGAAGAAAAUUCAUGUUGUUGAGUUGUCGUGGUGUGAGACUAUUUUCUUUUUACCGUGUUUUUUUGUGGAUUAUUUAUGGACAAGUACUGGCUUCUGGAACCGCAUAUUUGCAUCAGGGAAAGGAGAUCCUUACUGCGUGUGUUCUUAUUUUAUACUCAGGCUGGCAGUGUGCCAUAGAUUUCCCAUACUGUUGAUCUGUUGGAGAGUGCAUUUCUGGUCUCUCUCCCUUGCUUCUUUAAGGAAAAGAGGCGUAGAAGUAGUACAGCUUGACCUCACCAAACCCAUUGAAGAUCAGGGCCCUUUGGAUGUGAUCAUUCAUAAACUGACAGAUGUAAUCCUUGAAGCAGACCAGAAUGACAGCCAGUCACUGGAGUUGGUUCACAGGUUCCAGGAGUACAUUGAUGCUCAUCCAGAAACCAUUAUCCUAGACCCUCUCCCAGCUAUUCGUACGCUUCUGGAUCGAUCCAAGUCUUACGAGCUAAUUCGACAGAUAGAGGCAUACAUGCAAGAUGAGAGGAUCUGUUCACCACCCUUUAUGGAGCUGACAAGUGCCUGUGGAGAAGAUACUUUGCAGCUUAUAGAGAAGAAUGGACUGGCAUUCCCAUUCAUUUGUAAAACUAGAGUGGCCCAUGGAACCAACUCUCAUGAGAUGGCGAUCAUCUUCAACCAGGAAGGCCUCAAAGCUGUUCGCCCCCCUUGUGUCAUUCAGAGCUUCAUCAAUCAUAAUGCUGUGCUCUAUAAAGUUUUCGUGGUCGGGGAAUCCUACACCGUGGUGAAAAGACCAUCUCUGAAGAACUUCUCUGCAGGCGUCUCAGACAGAGAAUCAAUAUUUUUCAACAGCCACAAUGUUUCCAAACCAGAGUCCUCAUCUGUCUUAACAGCGCUGGAUAAAAUUGAAGGAGUAUUUGAGCGGCCAAAUGACGACGUCAUCCGGGAAAUCUCUAAAGCGCUGCGGCAAGCUCUGGGAGUUUCCCUCUUUGGAAUUGAUAUCAUCAUUAACAAUCAGACUGGACAGCAUGCAGUAAUUGAUAUAAAUGCAUUCCCAGGUUACGAGGGUGUUUCUGAAUUUUUCACAGAUCUGCUGAACCACAUAGCUGCUGUCCUGCAGGGUCAGGUACCUGAGGUGACCCAGCUAAACUGCAGCAAGCUCCUGGCAGAGCAGAGCGGUGGGAUCAUGGACGAGCGGAUAUGCUGUGCUAGCACAGGCUGUCUCAGCGUCAUGGGAAAAGACUCCUCCUGGAUUGUGGAGAACGAGACCAACAGCUCAGUAAAACUGCAACACCAGAGACUAGGCUGCAACUCAGCAGUGUCCCCCAGCUUCCAGCAGCACUGCGUUGCUACAUUGGCAACAAAAGCUUCUUCUCAAUAACUUCCAAUGCUAUGGACUGAGAAAAAGCCCCAGGGAUACAAAUUGUGGUCCCAGAACCAGAUCAGGCUUUAACAAUACAAUUGACAAAAACAUAGAAAAAAAACCCCAACAUAAAACACAACACAAAAAAAUCAAAAUAAAAAAACUUUCCAUUUGAUUUAACCUAAUUUGCUGAUGAAACGAACUGAAAGGGGAAGAGCAAGAAAGUGAUCCAAAUCCAUUUCAUCAGAUUCCAGUUGCAAAUCUGUAGUGAGUUUACACACACAUGUGUUUUAACACUAGUCCUUUCAUUGUGGGAGGGUUGCUCUUUCAUUUCUAUUGUUAUUUGUAAUCACUGGUGACCAGCAUUUUAAAAUCGGACCUCAUGGUAUUAAGAAGAUAAUAAUGUUGAAAUGCAGUGUCUGAAUGUAACAGUGCUAGAGGUUUUUGCCUAAAAAACUUCCCGUUCCUCUUUUUUCCAGGUAGGCCAUUGCAUAAGAAAGCUAAGACAACUUCAGUAUCACUAAACCAAAUCUCUUGAAACGUUGACCAGUCGUGAUCAGUUGGCAGGUAGCUCGCUGUGAAGCCGCUGCACUUUGAGUAGGACAGAGCAGCCUGCUUAUUCAGGGCACAGAACCGAGGUGACCACCCCUGUUCCAGCUUUGCAGUUCUCCCCCCAGGCCUCAUUGCUUCGCUCUAAUCAGCUUCUAACCAUACUUGCCAACAGCAACACAUUUCUCCCAGAGAGGGUGCCAGUAUUUGAGUCAUUUAGUAAAUUAAAUAACAUGCUUUCAAUUGUCUGCUAGUGCUGAAAUCCUAGAAAAGUUAAUAGAAACAGCUCUUCUCAGUAGGGAGUUUAAUUCUCCCUCCAUUGCACUUGUGAGGACCCUGGGACAGCUCUGGGAAAAUGCUGGCAGAGCUGUGCAUUUUCCCUGGAGCAGCACACCUCAUCUGCGUAUCCUGAGGGUAACACAGUUGCUGCCUUCCACAGAUCCAUGUUGUUGUGCAUUUUUUUCUGUGAAACAUAAACAAAAUUGUGUGUCUUCAUAUAAGGUAGAAGUGCAGGACAGCUCUAGCUUUGAGACCCCUUUUCUUACUUUGUUGGAAGCUGUCAGGCGAGGCCAUAUGGUAAUUUACAACAGUGCUUUAUACUAUUUGUAAACUGUAGCACAGCCAAUUUGUAUCUCUUGAGAUAUAUUCUAGUAUGGCAGCAUCUUCUGCUGUUGAGAAUUCCUGCAACUUUUGCCAGUUCUGAACACUAUAUUGGAAUUAUCCAAGUGCUAAGAACAGAAACACUAUUUUGGUAGAAGUGGCCUUUUCUUUCCCUUAUUAGCCCUAAAAUACAUUUCAGAAGGGUGGUGAUAAAAUUUCCUUAGUUAAGCUCCUAGCUUGCAAAUACAGGAAUUUCUGUCUCUUCUAUAGCACAUGUUCAUAAAGCAUCUGUCACUGCAGCAUUUAAUACCAGUUUGGUUAGUAUCAUGUGUUAGAUGGCUACUCAGAAGGAAAGGGUCUAGAACUUAAAGCCCGGGUUGAUCGUGCAGAGAGGAUUGAACUGUGUCAGAGAUGUCACUGCCCUACCUGAUGGUACCAGUCCUAGAGGGGAAAAAGUUUUGAAGAGUGUUAUGUAGCAGUUCUUUUACAAGAACAGUGCUUUUUCUUAGGAGAGAUUGGUCUUCUUCCAAAAUGCCAUUCUUGGGAAUUUCCUGUAGCCAGGAUUGAAUUUUUCAGGAUGAUUUACAUGAUGGAAGAUGAUUCCACCUCUAGAGGGAUUACUAACUUCAAAAUAUUUCCAUAAGGACUGGAAGAACCUUAUGAGUAUGGUAUCAGUCAGAUUCCAAAGUGUACGUAAAGCACAGCCAACUUCCUCAAGUGUUGCAGAUCAGUUCUGAGCUGGGCACGCUUCACAACCCUUGUGUGCUUUGGGGCUGCUGGAUCCUGUGUUGUCUGCAGCUCACAGGUUGGAUGGCUGUGGUGUGAGUGAGUCAGAUGUACAUAGGUAAGGGUUUAUAAAAGUAUUCCUGUCAGACCAAACCUUUCAUAAAGCCAUGACUAAAAUAAAAUUGACAUCUAUAGCUUGGGGUUUGUUUUUGUUUGUUUAAAAUAAAAAGUGUUUUCAUGUUACAUGUGUAACAAAAGAUGCCCUCAGGAAGGAACCUGCCAGUGCAUAUUUUUGUAUGGUACUGUCUUGUAACCAGCUGGUGGAGUGUUUGUAGACUUGCCUAUUGCUCCCUUUAUUACAAUGGCUCGGGCUUUUUUUGGUUUUUUGGGUUUUGUUUCUUUACUGGGUGGUGGGUAUGAAGCAAUGAUGUUAGAACUGGGUUACUAACUCAAGACCUUUCAAACUAAGUAUGUUUACAUGAAUCUGAGUGUUGGAUCCAAUGGAAAUGUCUGUAUGCUGUUUCCUAGUUAGAACAUCAAAUAAGAAUUUUAUUUUCCUGGCUGCCUUCUGAAUUUUGGUUGGCCUAUUUUGCACUGCUUUUUUCUCCAAAAUAAACUACUGAAAUAUAAUUGUGCAUUUUAAACUUGUUUACAAAUGAUUGUUAGAAGUUUAUUUUGUAAUUCUCUAAAUGCUUGCAGAAAUACUAUAUUUAAAUAUUACUCCAGACCUUGGCAGUAACUAGAAAACAAGUUUAGGUCAUUGGUGUGAUCAGUGACAUUUUUCCCAUAGUCUGUAAUUUAUUUUUUAUUUAUCGAAUGUAUUGGUAUCACUUUAAUUUACCAGGUGCAGUUAUGCAGGUGCCUGUUGUGAUGUGGCAUUACAAUAGAGUUUUGACAUAAAUUACCAUGCAUUUGCUGUACUACUAUAUUUCCUUGCAGAAAUUAAGGUAAUGGCUUGUGUACUAGAAUGUUGCUAAAUCACAGGGGCAAACUGGGAGACCAAUUUGUAACUGAGUAUCCAGACAUACAAUUACAUUCUUGCAAAACAUUUGAGCAUGAGUAUGUUAUUAAGCUUGUGCUAAAGUGCUUUUCUGAAGUGCUGCCUCGUUUGGUAAAUUCAGGAUAGUUUUGAUUUAAGAUAGCUUCACAGUAAGUUAGUUAAUAUUGUGUAGUCUUGUCUUUCUUUGUAAAAGUAGAGGAGUAUAGUAACGUUAGACCAUACCAGAAUGCCCUUGCUCUUAAAAUUGCAGACAAUCUGAGGAGAUUUUCCAAAAUGUCUGAAUUCUUUUUACUGUGGGUUAGAAAAAGGUUCUUCUGUGUUUUCAGAGGCAUAGCUGUUACUAUGCUGAUGGGAGCAAUUGUAUUAAAAUUACAUGGUCACCAGUUAGCUUUUUAGGGAUUUAUUACUGUUCCACUUCACUGUUUGAAAUCCACAAGAAUACCAUUAGCUUGACUGGAAUUUCUCCAGGUUUUGUGUCAGCAUGGUGGAGAUGAGACUCUGGUUUCCACUGUAAUUACAUACUUAGCUACAACAGGUGAAGGUCUUUCCCUGUUGAAGAGAACUUGAGUGGUAUUACCACUGCCUGUGAUGUAAAGUCACCCUCUUCCCCCUCUAGCUGACUUGGCCACAUUGUGCCUGACUUCAUAGCCUGUGCCAGAACAUCCUGGUGAUUAUGUGAAAAGCCAACUGCAGAAAUGCAACCAAACCAUCAGCAUCAGUGCUAGCACCUGUGGUUUGUGUAAUGCAGAACCACUGGACCAGUGAUGCUUUGCCUUUGAAGUGUCUGGCUGUGCAACCUUUGUGCUGAGGAGCCGAUCAAUGGGCUGGUUGAUAGGUAGGAUGGAUUUAUUAUUGCUAUUCAGACUGUUGUAAUGUUAAAGCUGUUUAAAGAUCUCCAUUGACAAUGUGAUGAUGUUUCUGCAGAGGAGAUCUGCAGCAGGUUACACAGACAGAAAUCUGCCAGUUGAAUUUGUUCUCACUGUAGAUGAUUACAAGCCAAGAACCCAACCCAGAGGCAUCAGGAGGUAAUUAGGAUUGCUCAAGAUAAAGCCUCAAGUUUUCUAGAUUAACUGUGGGCACUGUCCAGCCAGGGAACAACCACAUGGAGUAGUGGUUAGAUAAUAGAGGCAGAACAGAGUCCAAAGGCAACAGAAUAAAUAGGGCCAGAGGUGUUUGAGUUGCCUGGCAAAAAAGAGCAAAACAGGAAAAAUGCUCCUAUUGUUUUCAUUCAAUUAAAAAAAUCCAGACUUCUCAAGGCUUUGCAUGGCAGCAGUGACAAGUGAGUCAGGCUUUCCCACACUAGCUUGUAGCCUUGCUUUCCACAGCUGUGCAGAAAAUUCUGGAUUUUGUUUUUUCAGUGAACAGAGUCUGAGUUUGUAGCAGUCUCCCCAUGCACACAUUUGCGACAGUUCACUUGCAUUACCCUGCUAAUUUUUCCCCCUCUCCUUUUUAGUAAGAGAUGUAUUGAUUUCUGUAUUCCAUAUACAAUUACUUUAUGGAGUGUGUUUUCUAAUUAGGAAUAUGUGAAAAUGCUUUGUGUAGAUUAAAGUAUUUCCUUUAAUAUAAUCUCCUCUCGCUUUCAUAGAAAAAUGGACAUACCAUUGCAGAACACAUUGUUGAUUUUAUUUGUAAUAUUGCUUUAAUAUCUAUUUCAGAGGAAUGUAACUUUCAGAAAAGUAUUUUCCACAUCUUUACUACCUUCCCUUUCACUGUUCACCCUAUAUGGAUCCAGGUCAUCAGCACUUGAGCUUUUGAGUGGAUGGGUUUCAUAUCCUUCAUGGAUUCUGUCACACUUACAUGACCACAAAAGUUACUUGAGAUGGUUGAAGUUUGGGAGGAUCCAGAAUUAAGAGAUGUUGGAGUGAUUCCUCAGCAACACAAGCACAGAAGCAUUUGUAGCAAGCAAAGGGAAUCGUUUUUUGCUCUGUGUGUGCAGGUGGCUCUUGGGGUCUGGUCCACUCUGCUCUUGAGGCAGCAUUCCUGUGGAAAUUAAAAAUCCACUGAGAGAGCAACAUCCUUUAUCUGUGAUGCAGAAGGAGGGCAAGCAGUGUAGGGCUUGGGAGUAAAAUCCUGGCCAGUGGACAUCAUGAUAUCAAUUUUUCACUCUGUCCAGAAUUUCACUCUGUGGCUUUUAAUAGCUAUCUGGGGUGAUAUUUUCUUCCUCUCCAUCAUUCUCACCCUGAAUCCACUGGGGCUGAUGAUAGCAGAUACCUGUGGCCCAUACUAACUCAUUAGCAGGGACCUUACCCAGCAUGUGAUGAGUUUGCAGAGGGUUCCCAAUGUGUUGGGAAGUUUUUUGUUGAUGGCCAGGAAAUCUCUUGAAACUCCAGAAAUAGCUAAAACAGCAAAUGGAGUUCAUGAAAAUCAGGUCUUCCUCUUCCAGCAUUUAAAAAAACCCCCACAUUUUAUUUCCUCUUUCAUUCUUUACACAGUAGUUUUAGAUAUAAAUUAUUUUAACUUCUUUUUUUUGUGUGUGAAAAGUCAUAUAUACAUAUAUAAAGUUAUUAAAAGUUUGAGAAUAUGUUGAGUAUAAAAUAGUGACUUCUUUGUUUAAGAUGUUAGCAGCCCCUAAAAAUGAAUUGUUUAUCCUCUUGUAAAGUCAAUGCUGUAAAAAGGUAUUAAAAAAUAAAAGAUGUGUUAGAUGUAUCUUUUAUUAUUUAUUUCUGAUUCAAUAUUUGAUACAGCUUGUGUAUACCCUUGUGACAACCACAUACUAAAAACACUGUUGUUCUUAAAAUGGAGUAACAGCAAUUCCUUGGGAUCCCAACAGCUGUGAGAGAAUUGGCCCUCUGGGUGUGAAUAGUGCUGGAUAUUGUCCUUCAGUCUCCAGCACUGCUUCCCACCCAAGCAUGGCUGAAUCUCGGGGACCAUUGUGUGCGUGUGCUCAGUUUCGCAAGUUCAUUGGUAUCUGUGUUCAAAUCCAGCUGUACAGUGUUAACAAGUGUGUCUUGUGAUUCGCUUCAGCCUGGUUCACUAUGAUUUCUGAAACAUAAUUCCCAUUUUGUACUUAAAUUUGUAUAGAAUUACAUGAACCCUUAAAAGAUCAUGGCUUACUGUAAAACCCAAAAUACUUGCUAUUUGGCGUCUUCAAUUGCAUGACUGAUCAGAUCAGACAAUGGAGAUGGUGCUUUCAUCUAACAGCAUUCAUUUCAAUGGUAAUAUAUUAAUUUUCAUUUUGUUUGCCAAGCACCUGUUUUGGACAAUGUUUUGGUUUCAACAGUAAAGCAAUAUGCAGUAGGUAUUGUGGCAUUAUCUCUGUAAUUGUUUUGAAGAGAGGAUUGUCCCUUUCCAACACAUAAUGAAAAUAAAUGCCUUAUAACAA